CUCAGACUGGACUUUGUCCCGCUGUAUGUGUGACGGGAGAGUCUCUGUUCCUCUGUCAGUGUCAUGAACACGUAACAACAUCUGAACACACAGUAGAUGCUGAUACCAAUGAAAAUGUUUCGGAAUUCGAGUCCAUUCGAUUGGUCCAGUGGUUACGCCGAUUCACUGCAGUCAAAUGGCACAGCUGUGGAUGAAACCUCAUCAGAACUGUCAACUUUAUCCAGACCCAGUGCUAAAUCAAUAUACUUUCAGAGAAAGGAAUAUGCCGAAUCGAUUAACCGAAACAUGCAGCAGUGUCAGUACAGAGUGGAGCAUCUGUUCACCUGUGAGUUAGACGGGCAGCAGGUGUGUAAUGUUGAUGACUGUGUGGAGAGACUGAAGUUUCUGGACACGACGGGACGCGUGUGGGGUCAAGAUGUGAUUCUGGAGGCGCAAGAUGGAACGCUACAUCUCACAGACAUCGAAACCAAGGAUGUGUUGGAGUCAUGGCCGUUGAGCAGUGUUGUAGAGUUGAAGGCCAUUCUGGACGACGGCAUUUAUGACUCGUUGUUGACCGUAUCUGUCCAAGAGCGAGGCAGCCGCGCAACCAACGUCUACCUGUUCCAGAGCGAAUCUCUCAGGGCAGAUUACUUGAAAAAAGACCUGGAACGCCUACUGCGAAACAAAAAGGAUGAUCGCAAACCGAGUAAUAUCAGCAAAGCUCCGGGAACCUUCAUGCAAAGAAACUCUAGAAACGCCUCCCCACCUCCAGAACAAUGGAGCGCUCCAGAUUAUGAUGAUAGCCCUGUUCCAACUCCGCCCCUCUCCAGAAAUAACUCUAUGUAUAUGAGGGUGGAGCCUUUCACUCCGCCUCCUAAAGUAGAAGACAGGGCCCACAGACAGACCCCGCCCCCUCAGAGGCCAUACACUGAGAGAGACAGGAAUAUUGACAUUCUGAAUCAUCUGAUUAAUGACAUUGAAGCGUUUGUGGAAAGAGUAGCAGGUGUGGCUCCAAAAAUGGACAAGAAGAAAAAGAAGAAAAAGCAGAAGAAGAAGAAAGCGGUGAAGGGAAUGCCAACAGAUGAAGAGUUUAUAAUCUGUCUGCAGAAAGUCAAGAUGGUGUUUAAUCUGCUGGCUAAACUGCAGGGACAGAUUACCGACCCCAGUGCUUCAGACCUCACACACUGUCUGUUCUCUAUACUGGACCUGUUAGUGUGUCACUGCACUGAAGAUCUGCCUCAGUCUGUAAUCGCUCCUCUCUUUGAACCGGAGUGUAUUGUGUUCUUGAGUGAAGAAGCUUCAGCCGAUGAAGACAAACUCUGGCAGUCACUCGGAGACGCCUGGAACAUCCCCAGUACUAAAUGGCCAGAAGAUGAUGAAGACAUUCCCACAUUCACACCAGUCUUUGAUGAUGGCUGGGAGCCACGGGACAUCUCAAACACUGAACCAAACAACAGUAACACACCCAGCAGAGAGCCAAAGACACGAGCACCUGACACGCGACAAACGAGUAUGAAAUCACGACAGGAACAACAACAGCAAAGCCCAGAAGUGGAGUUGCCAGCGAGCUACUUGCGAGCGGUAUUUGAUUUCACUGCUCGUAAUGAGCGGGAACUCACUAUCAGUAAAGGUGAAGAACUACAGUUGUUGGACAUGUCUAAGCAGUGGUGGAAGGUAAAGAAUAAAAGAGGGCAGGUCGGUUAUGUGCCGAACAACAUGCUACAGUCUUCAGAUCAGCAGCAGAAAAGAGAAACUCUGUCUGCGCCCGGACUCACCAGAAAAUCCCGUCCGGAUGAAGUCAAAGCCUGGCUGGAACACAAGCAGUUCAGUAAAAUUACGGUUCGUUGUUUAGGAGGUCUGAGUGGUUCGAUGUUGUUGGGAAUGACGCGUGAUGAACUGAAGAUUGUUUGUCCGGAGGAGGGCGGUCGAGUUUUCAGUCAGCUGCAGAACGUCAAAUCUGCUCUCGCGAUGGACAAAGAAGUGAGAUCAAUGAUCUGAGAGAUGACAAACAGAAGCCACUAAUGGAUGAAGGAAAUCAUGUGUGACUGGACACUGUAUUGAUAAUCAGAGCUGCUAAUUCUCUAGUGUUCUGUAGAAAUGCACAAACACGCCGGAGCAACUGUGUACAUGCUUUAUUAAAAUCAACAGAAAACAGCUGUGAUCCUUUGAGUUCUCACUGUGUGUCAUGCUUUGGUCGGUUUUAGGUUGUGCUCAUUUAAUAAAUCAUGCACGUUUUCCGUCCAUGUGACCGAUGAUCUUGCAUUAACGGUUGUGCAUUUAUAAUGAUGUUGUGAAUCAUUAUGGGAAUAUUUGUAGGGAUACUUGGUAAAUAUUAACAGUCAGUUUAAUGUUGUGCUGAAACGACUGCAGAACGCAUGCAAAUAAAAUGACAAACCUGUUAAAUGAUUGUUUUAUGUUCAAUAAUAUAAUAUCUAGCGUAUCAGAAAAUACAUGUCACUACCUUCAUAUAUAUAUAUAUAUAUAUAUCUGUAAACUUAAUAAAAACUUAAUAUGUUCCGGCCAAAGUAUACUUGAGUUUACCGCUACGAUGCACGCAACGCAAAUAUCGUCAUUCGUACCGUAUGCGCGAACGUCUACGAGAGACGGUACGGCACGCAGAAAAACGGAGUGCACGUUUUUUCCGCGUGCUGUUUCGCACACCUUCCGAAGUAGACUCUUCUGACUGCGAACCGUGUGUGCUAAUGUGCUAAUGACGAAAGUUACAUCAUGCACGCUGUGCGCGAGACGUACCGGUACGCGGACAACCCAAGUAUACUCCGGCGUUAAGGGGUUAGGGCAGGCGUAGGGGUUAAGGUUGAUAUUAAGAUAAGGGAAGUUUACGAUUAGAAAAAUAUUCUUCAUAGUUAAUUGUAGCUAAGCUAAAUGUGGUUUGGGCUCUACAGCGCCCCCUGCAGAUAACAUUAUACACGCACGUCUGGAACAGUCCCGCCAUCAGACAAACAUUCCUUUAAAAUGACAUAAAAUCCCAAACAAAGACUCGGAGAAAGCGUAAAAUAAUGAAAGAGAUUUCCACAGUGAAUUAUAAUCAAAAUAAAAUGGCUACUAAAAGACACAUGAGUGCUGUGGUGUUAUAAUGGGGCUUAUAAAUGAGCUAUAACGCCUCGUACUAACACACAUAUUAUCUUCUAUCUGUGCAUAGCUUGUGUCUCUAAUCAUGCACGAGUUUAUCUGAAGUGACUGCGCAGGCAGAGAGGAGCACUGGCGUGUGGCGUGUUCAUUUGG
Xyrauchen texanus (razorback sucker) is the source of this 3222-nucleotide messenger RNA. RefSeq names its product EPS8-like 3a (gene eps8l3a). Gene Ontology annotation, molecular function: actin binding. The transcript has 20 exons. Gene Ontology annotation, cellular component: vesicle; ruffle membrane; plasma membrane. Lineage: Eukaryota; Metazoa; Chordata; Actinopteri; Cypriniformes; Catostomidae. The coding region runs from base 97 to 1977 and encodes 626 amino acids. Gene Ontology annotation, biological process: Rho protein signal transduction; positive regulation of ruffle assembly; regulation of Rho protein signal transduction. The record is from RefSeq and is a predicted model, not a curated record.